UUUCGCUCCUUUGGUCGCAGCCGGUGGUUCUGGAAGGUUCUGUAGUAAUUUAACGCAGGCAGAACCGGAGCGAAUCCGCGUCCAUCCGAGCCGAGGGAGCGGUGUGCCGGUCAGCACGCAGCGCGGACGUCUUCCGUAAACACUGAAAACAAAUAAUUUAGUGUGAUUUUCCAUUAAAAAUAAAAGAUAAAGUAAAGAUGCCCGAAGCCGCGGUUGCAGUGCCGAAGGGAGGCAAGAAUAACGGAGGCACUUAUGUGGACCGGGACAAACCGGCUCAGAUUCGGUUCAGCAACAUCAGCGCGGGGAAAGCCGUCGCCGAUGCCAUCAGGACGAGUCUCGGGCCCAAAGGCAUGGACAAAAUGAUCCAGGAUGGGAAGGGAGACGUCACCAUCACUAACGACGGCGCCACUAUCCUCAAUCAGAUGCAGGUCCUGCACCCUGCUGCCAAAAUGCUGGUCGAGCUGUCCAAGGCUCAGGACAUUGAGGCUGGAGACGGCACUACAUCUGUGGUGGUGAUUGCCGGAGCUCUCUUGGACUCCUGUGCUAAGCUGCUACAGAAAGGCAUCCACCCGACCACCAUCUCUGAGUCGUUCCAGAAGGCGGUGGAUAAGGGCGUGGAGAUCCUGACCUCCAUCAGCCAGCCAGUGGAGCUGAGCGACCGCGAAACUCUGCUUAACAGUGCCACCACCUCCCUGUGCUCCAAAGUGGUGUCCCAGUACUCCAGCCUGCUCGCCCCCAUGAGCGUGGACGCUGUCAUGAGGGUCAUCGACCCGGCGACCGCCACCAGCGUCGACCUCCGCGACAUCAACAUUGUCAAGAAGCUCGGUGGGACCAUAGAUGACUGCGAGCUGGUGGACGGUCUGGUUCUGACCCAGAAGGUGGUCAACAGUGGACUGACCCGUGUAGAGAAGGCCAAGAUCGGUUUGAUUCAGUUCUGCUUGUCUCCUCCGAAGACUGACAUGGAUAACCAGAUUGUGGUGUCGGAUUACGCCCAGAUGGACCGCGUGCUCCGUGAGGAGAGAGCUUACAUCCUCAACAUGGUCAAACAGAUCAAGAAAGCCGGCUGCAACGUCCUGCUCAUCCAGAAAUCCAUCCUCAGGGAUGCUCUGAGCGACCUCGCUCUUCAUUUCCUCAACAAGGUGAAGAUCAUGGUGGUGAAGGACAUCGAGAGGGACGAGAUCGAGUUCAUCUGCAAGACGAUCGGCACCAAACCCAUCGCCCACAUCGAUCAGUUCACACCGGAGAUGCUGGGCUCGGCCGAGCUGGCUGAGGAGGUGAACCUGGACGGAUCGGGGAAACUGGUCAAGAUCACCGGUUGUGCCAGUCCAGGGAAGACGGUGAGCAUCGUGGUGCGCGGCUCCAACAAGCUGGUGAUCGAGGAGGCUGAACGCUCCAUCCACGACGCUCUUUGCGUUAUCCGCUGCCUCGUCAAAAAAAGGGCUCUGAUUGCGGGCGGCGGCGCUCCGGAAAUCGAGCUGGCCCUGCGCUUGGCAGAGUAUGCCCGGUCCCUGGCUGGCAUGGAGGCGUACUGCGUGCGCGCCUACGCCGACGCCCUCGAGGUCAUUCCCUCCACGCUGGCCGAAAACGCCGGUCUCAACCCCAUCUCCACAGUAACCGAGCUGCGCAACAGACACGCUCAGGGUGAGGCGACGGCCGGCAUCAACGUGCGCAAGGGUGGCAUCUCUAACAUCCUGGAGGAACUGGUGGUCCAGCCUCUCCUGGUCUCCAUCAGCGCGCUCACGCUCGCUACGGAAACAGUGCGCGGAAUCCUCAAGAUCGACGAUGUCGUGAACACACGAUAAGGUGUGUGUGUGAAGAAGGAAGGCACUGAUGGGACUGAAGCGCUGCUGCUCAAGGAUGUGGGGACCUCGCCGAACGCCUCGCCAUGACAAAACGCUCAUGAGCUGUCUGUAGAUGUUACGCUGCGUAAUUUAAUAAACUUUUUUUUUGGA
This is a messenger RNA of Clarias gariepinus (North African catfish), 1952 nucleotides long. RefSeq names its product chaperonin containing TCP1, subunit 4 (delta) (gene cct4). The record is from RefSeq and is a predicted model, not a curated record. NCBI's taxonomy places the organism in Eukaryota, Metazoa, Chordata, Actinopteri, Siluriformes, Clariidae. Gene Ontology annotation, biological process: protein folding. The coding region runs from base 198 to 1802 and encodes 534 amino acids. Gene Ontology annotation, cellular component: chaperonin-containing T-complex. The transcript has 13 exons. Gene Ontology annotation, molecular function: ATP binding; ATP hydrolysis activity; ATP-dependent protein folding chaperone.